Messenger RNA from Hyla sarda, 2439 nucleotides. It is a transcript of the gene SPICE1, whose product is annotated as spindle and centriole associated protein 1. Gene Ontology annotation, biological process: mitotic spindle assembly; regulation of centriole replication; metaphase chromosome alignment. The record is from RefSeq and is a predicted model, not a curated record. Gene Ontology annotation, cellular component: spindle; centriole; centrosome. NCBI's taxonomy places the organism in Eukaryota, Metazoa, Chordata, Amphibia, Anura, Hylidae.
UUUACAGUCCCAACUGUCAAUGAAGGUUGUAUCACGGUUGUCAUGGGGACGGCACCGGAAGUGACGUAGAAUCCGGAUCUCCGGCGCCGAUUGGAGGCCGCAGCGGCGGUAACGUUCAAUCCAGGACGAGAGAUGUCUGUACGAUACCCUCGCCCUUUUAGCGGGCGUUCUGGUGUAAAGAAAUCAGGGAGCAGUAAGAAGAAGACACAAGUGCGGCAGAGCUGGGAUAGCUCGAUACAGGAUCUGGGCGUUCAUCGUGCGACCCCUGAGGAGGUGGCGCAUCGUCAUGAGAUCCACAAGUCCAAAAAUCACAGCCUGGCACAAUGGGAACUAAAGAAGAAAUCUCUGAAGAAAGAAUGGACAAGAAGCAAUGGGGGCACCCCGGACCCUCUACAGGAGCGACGCUUGGCCCUAAUGAUGGAGAUCCUCUCUGAUCAGUACCAGAUGAAGGACGUCCUGGAGCGCUCAGACAGGACUAUGGCUGUGGUGAAGGAUCUCUUUGGGGACGCUCCUCGCAGACACACAGGUUUCCCACAUGUGACCAUGGCUCCAUCCUGUGACUUGGAAACUUCACGUGGCCCUAUAGCCCAGAAGAAGGACCCCCCUACCCGCCUGUCUAUCCUGAGUGAAAGCGUUAUGGACUCACAGGCUCUGAAUGAAGUGGAGGAGACUCAGGACAGUGAUAAUGAUGACGAUGAUGAUGAUGAUGUAGAUGUCUCCAUCAGUUUUCAGCCGGGCCUCCGCACAGACAGGGUUCGCCGGAUAUUGGAUGAAGAGAGUUCUCGUCUCAUAUCUGAACAGUGGUCCAGGUCCAGUAAUAAAGCGCCGAAUUUGGAGAACCCCCUCGUAACGCCCAGAGGUGGGGGUCCCCCUCCGGAUGGCCAGAUUGCCUUAAACGCCACUGCCGCUGUGAACAAGGUGAAGACCCGACUUACCCAGGAGGAACAAGAGGAGCCGGAGACCAGUUCUGUCAUCGGCCGCGUGUUAAACCCCCAGCCCAUAAACCACCGCAGGCUUCAGAGUAAAGGAAAGAAGAAGGGACCCAAAAGGGACCCAGGGACUGUUUCCAGCAGUCGGAGCGCGGACCCCCCGUCCUCCUCCACCUAUGAGCGGUCAGGCUGCAGUCAGUCCAGUCUGGAUGUCCUGAACCAGAUGAUCCAAGAGGUGGAAAGAGAAUUGGAGACCUACGAGAGGGAGACCGGCCGGGAAGUUCCCUCCAUGCCACAGUCUCAGGGGCUGACCGGAUUCACUCUGUCCCUUGUCAGUUCUAUAAGGCGCCUGGUGUCCUACCUGAAGGAGAGCGACCGCCAGCAGCGCCAGGAGUCCCUGGAGAGGCAGCGGCUCAAAGACGAGCUCAGUGAACAGCGACUCCUCAUAGAUGCCCUGACUGCGGAGAUUCUCGCUAUAAAAGAUGGCCGCUCCCUAUCCCCGGCCGAUCACCAGUUCCUGUCUGACCAGUCCCAAUCUCCUGGAGGGGCUACGACCAAUCUUGUCAUGGUCAGCCCUGCGCAGAUGAACGCCCCAGCCAACUCCAACUCUGAUCAUGUGUCAGGACCUGGCUUACAAGGUGCAGAAGAGCAUGGAGACUCAGCAGCGCCCCACCCUGGUUAUGAUGCAUCCAGCAUUACACAGAUGUCAACAUUCGGGAAGAUGACUUCUCCGCUGGAUUUUCAGCCCGCCAUCAUGUUAUCUCCCCCCAGGCAGACAACUCGGCCAGAUUUCAGGGACCAGUCCUCGUCGCUUCUCAGCAGCCAUGACUUAUCUUCAUCAUCUAGUAAGGACGUCCCCGCUCCGGCCCAUCGUCCCGAUCCGACUGCACAGAGGUGGAAGUUACCGUCUCGCGCUCAGAGUUUGUCUUGUGUCGCUGCUUCUCACCCUUCCUGUCCUCAGGAGGAAAUACCUGCUGAUCACCCCCAUACCGAGGGCCGGGGAACUCACCCCACCAUGACUGAUGAUAAUGAUAUUGUAUCUCGGAUGGCUGAACUGACCUGUCAGAACAACGCACUGAAGGCUCAGCUGAAGCAGCUCAGUUAUAAGACCGGCAGAGCCAGCGACAGUGCGGACACUUCACCGGUGACCGCAGAUAAUAAGGAGGCGUCGUCUAUACGUAGUCCGGCGACGCUGGAGAUGAGGAUUGCGGAGCUGAACCGGCAGAGCACAGAGGCCCGGGAUAAACUUCUGAGACUCAUCGAGCAGCAGAAACAGAGCCUGGUGGUCUCGCCCGCCAUCUCGCCCAUCACACCACAGCAGGAGGAGUCAGGCAGGAGAGUGCAGAUCAUCGAUGCCGUGAUCCCAAUGCCCCAGUUUACCGACUCUUCCAUUGAGGAGACCCCAUCUCCGGGCAGCGGGCGCAGAUCAAGCGCCUCUCAGAGAUCCAAUCCCUCUGUGAGCGGCUCAUCCAGAGGAGGGAGAUCAAUGUCAGAUGUGCAACGGCUAAAG